Messenger RNA from Anguilla anguilla (European eel), 3268 nucleotides. Its product is annotated as reticulon-3-like. The record is from RefSeq and is a predicted model, not a curated record. The coding region runs from base 238 to 3231 and encodes 997 amino acids. Gene Ontology annotation, cellular component: postsynaptic density; neuron projection. Gene Ontology annotation, biological process: brain development; endoplasmic reticulum tubular network formation; neuron differentiation. NCBI's taxonomy places the organism in Eukaryota, Metazoa, Chordata, Actinopteri, Anguilliformes, Anguillidae. The transcript has 9 exons.
GGACGGCAGUGACAUUUGGCCACUCCCAUUCAUGUGCACGUCCCUCUCUUCGCUUUGAUGGGAGCGCGCCGCGCGUACACCAUUUUUAGAGCUUGGUCUGACUCUCUUAAGUUCGGAGUCGCGCUGCAAUUUAGGGGACUGUAGGCAAAUCUAGAAAUAGCGGUUGGCCCAAAUAAAAAGCUUUUGAAAGCUACAUUACUGUUUUCCCCCUCCAUCAGACAUUUUCCAGUUUUGAAAAUGGCAGAUUCGACUCAGUCCUCUCAGAUAUCUUCGUCACAGGGUUUUGGCGAUUCCGCCGCCGGACAGAACUCUGCAGCUUCGGGCAAAGCUUCCAAAAUUUCCGAUUCCUUUCUUUCCUCUUCGCCUGUAACUCUCAUUCCGUCUCCUCAAGAUGAGAGGAGGACAGGGCAGGGUCCCAGCACACCUUCUGAAGGUGCAUCCAUCUCCCUUCGCUCUUGUGCUCAGCCUGGCUCUUCUCCAGUAGAUCUGGGUAUCCUUGGUCCCUUAAAAGGUGGACUAAUCGAAGGUGGGGACUUGCAUCUCAAAGAUGAAAAUGAGGGGAAAGCGGAAAUCCAAAGUAUAAAUUCCAUCCUGAGGGACUCCUCUGUUACAUUGUUGAAUUUCUCCGGGGACACAUUGCCAUCCGCUCUCUUUAGCCAUGAUUCUGCCUUGAGAAAGAUCUCCCCAGAGACAGGAAACAUCAAAGGACUGGAGGGUCUAUCAGACAACCAGGGAUCCAUUGACACCCUAAGCAGUGAUGGGUUCCUUGUUUUUAAGGAGUGCCACUAUGGAAGCCCUCUCUCAGAUGCACACAACUCCUCCAGGAGCUUCCGUGAGUUUAGAUCCCCUGACCAGGACUCCCCUGAGUCUCCGUUUGAGGUUUUGGAAGAAUCGGCUCGAGGUAGAGGCCUUGUGAGUGAAAUUGUUGACAUCACUGACCAUUCACAGACUCAAAACCUGCGUCCAGCACCAGACUUGGGACGUGAUGUUCCCAAUGAUGUACUCAAGGGAGGAACAGGACCAAGUGUACCAGGUGCGCUUAUGGGCUGUUCAGGCAGACCAUCUGAAGUGACCGAUUGGAGCAAUGGACAAGCAAAGCCACCCACGGUAAAAAUCGGGUCUGAAUUUCUAACUUCUGCUUCCAAGGUGAAUAAGUUAGACCCCUCAGACUGUGGGGUACAGAAGGGCGCAUCUGGCUUACGGCCUUGGGAAUCUUCUGUCCCACCUCCUCAUUUAGAACCCUCGUCUUUCAUCCCACCUCAUUCCUCUCAGGUGGAAGAUGAUCCCUGGAAGAGUGACCAGGAUGAAGCGGAGAUCUUGGACGCGGACAGCUCAGAGGAUUCGGACGACACUGUGAUCGAGGACACAUCUGACCGCCUGAACUUGUCAAAAAAUGUUGUUUGCUCCAUCUCCUCUCUGCAGCCGAAGGUAGAAGGUCCAACAGAGCCAGAUAUGCGACCAGUUUCAAUGGCUUUAAGUUGCAUCAAGGAGACAAAUGAGCACAACCUAAUUGAGGAAGAGGGUGAGUACGAGAUUGUGAAAGAACAUGUCAGAGAAGCUUCUUCAAGGCCUGAAGUGGUCCAGAUACCAGGAUGUGACAAAUCUGUGUCAGAUCUUGAACCCUCUGAGAGGUUCACCUCUGACUUUAGACAUCCCCAGCAGCAUUCUGAACCAUUGCAAGCUGACUCUGUGACCUCGCAUUGGCACCAACGCAGUAAAGGACAGAGUGAUACAGCAAAUUCAGAAAAGUCCAUUUAUAGUUCUGUAGCUGUGUCUUCAAAGGAGAUUCCAUUUGUUCCUUCAAAAGAGCUAGACCUUGACAUAUCCAGGAAACCCGAUGCUAACAUUGUUGGUUCUGAUUCAGUGAAUAAGCGUAGCAGCCACAACCCGCCAAACUACUCCUCACUGACAGAAGAAUGGAAACCUGAUGAGAUGCAUGAUCUUUCUAAGCCAAAAUGUGUUGAGCAGUUUUCUGAGGAUCUGUCUAAUAAGAGGCCUCCUACUCUCCAGGCUGGUCCACUUGCUGAAAAAAUGUCAAGUGUAACCAAAGCACAGCCAGCCAACACUGCAGAGAUCCAUGCUGCCCCUCCUGGUUUGGAUUGGUCUGCAAAUCCAAGGGAUGAAUAUACGCCUCAGGCUUUUCCCAAGCCAGCGAAACGUGGUUCUGAAAAGGCAGAGGACUCCCCGGAGACAGCGAGCGACCCUGAGAGCAUCGAGCUGGAGUGCUCGGUCUCAGCUGCCACCGAUAGCUUUGUGGGAUUCAUGAGGGAGUGCCUGAAUUCGCGCCAGCCCAAGGAGUCUGACGAACGCUACGGAUGCCACACAGCCGAGCAAAAACCCCCCCAGUUGGCAGCCCCUUUCUCAGGGUCCCCCCCUGCCGUGCUGCUGAACCUGGAGCAGGAGCGCCUCACCAUCUGUGCGUUGAAGGAGCUGGGCAGCAGCCAGGAAGAAGCAGACGACCUGGUACGGACGGCAGCCCCCCAAACAGGCUCCGAGCCCCAAACUGGUCCCAUCGCUCCCUUUGCUCCUAAACCUCCCUCCCCUCCUCUUAACACCCCCCCAUCGGAGGCCCUGCCGGGCAGAGAUGUAGAAGGAGCGGAUGCUAAUGAGGCGGAGCUUGCAGCACGUUCAUUAGAACUCUUACUAACCCACCUUUCAGUGCGGGAGCUGCUGUACUGGCGGGAUCCGCGGAAGUCGGGCGUGGUGUUCGGCACGUCCCUGCUGGUGCUGCUGUCCCUGGCCACCUUCAGCGUGAUCAGCGUGGUGUCCUACCUGCUGCUGGCCCUGCUCUGCGUCACCAUCACCUUCAGAGUCUACAAGUCCGUCAUCCAGGCCGUGCAGAAGUCCAGCGAGGGACACCCCUUCAAGGCCCUGAUGGAGAAGGACAUCAACAUCCCACCCGAAACAUUCCGCAAGUACACUGAUAUGGGCCUGUCCCAUCUCAACCAGGCCCUCAAGCAGAUUAGGCGCCUGUUCCUGGUGGAGGACCUGGUGGAUUCUCUAAAGCUGGCCGUGGUCAUGUGGCUGUUGACCUAUGUGGGGGCCAUCUUCAACGGCAUCACUCUGCUGAUCCUGGCGGACAUUCUGCUCUUCAGCUCUCCACUGGUGUAUGAGAAAAACAAGACCCAGAUCGAUCACUACGUGGGCAUCGUGCGCACUCAGGUGGAAGCCACGCUCGCAAAGCUACAAGAGAAGCUUCCUGGAGCUGUGAAACGCAGCAAAGCUGAAUAAAGGACUCCUCAGUCCCCUACCCUCCCCCACCUCCCCC